This is a messenger RNA of Notolabrus celidotus (New Zealand spotty), 10473 nucleotides long. It is a transcript of the gene kcnh2b, whose product is annotated as potassium voltage-gated channel, subfamily H (eag-related), member 2b. Lineage: Eukaryota; Metazoa; Chordata; Actinopteri; Labriformes; Labridae. The transcript is spliced from 22 exons. Gene Ontology annotation, cellular component: membrane. Gene Ontology annotation, molecular function: inward rectifier potassium channel activity. Bases 683 to 4579 code for a protein of 1298 amino acids. Gene Ontology annotation, biological process: regulation of heart rate by cardiac conduction; membrane repolarization during action potential; potassium ion transmembrane transport. The record is from RefSeq and is a predicted model, not a curated record.
AUCCGGCAGAGCGCACAGCGAGGAGGAGGAGAGAUACAGAGAACACCUCCAAAAACACGCAUCUAGGACGACUGAAGCUGCUGAUCUGCGCUCUGUUGUGUUCUUUUUAACCAUCAUUGUGUUACUUCUCUCCACAGUGAAACACACAGACGCCCAGAGGCAGAAAGGAGCUGGAAUGAGAAACAAAUAACGAACGCGCAGCUCAGCGCCCCAACUAUGGCUCCAACGACUCCCGUCGGAAAGCUCGCCCUGUCCGCCUCACAGGAGCCGGCUGCAGCGCAGGAUGAGAGGUCUGCUGUACUCAAGCGAGUGUGAGACCAGGAAGAAAUAUCACCUGACAGGCUGCCCUCCCCCUCGGGGCACAGAAACAGACACCCUCGCUCCACUCAGCCUGGAAAGUGGAGGCUGGAAACGGCUCAGCUCUGCCGUGCGUACAGUGCGCCUCCUUUCCAGAACUCUCCUCUCAGCGUUGUCUCCAGGAGAUCCACCACACGCCUGUCGUCUGUCAGAGCAACUUGGGGAAACUUUGCCACCCGGAUUACCGCCACUGAACCUGUCGGUGAUUGGUCUCCAUGCAGGGAGCGCAGUGAGCAUCGCGCGCUUUGCUGCAGGGACUGGAGCCUCGGUGAGAUAUUAAAAGUCCUGCAAAGUCUCUUAAAGUCCAGGAGCCGACACAGCGAAGAUGCCGGUCCGGAGGGGCCAUGUGGCUCCGCAGAACACCUUCCUGGACACCAUCAUCAGGAAGUUUGACAGUCAAAGUCGUAAGUUCGUCAUAGCUAAUGCAAGAGUGGAGAACUGCGCCAUCAUCUUCUGCAACGAUGGCUUCUGCAACAUGUGUGGUUACUCGCGGGCUGAGAUCAUGCAGAAGCCGUGCACAUGCAACUUUCUGUACGGACCUGACACCAAGCGACUGGCCAUCGCCCAGAUGGCCCAGGCCCUGCUGGGGUCGGAGGAGAGGAAAGUGGAGAUCAACCUCUACCGCAAAGACGGUCAGUGCUUCCUGUGUAUGGUGGAUGUGGUGCCAGUGAAGAACGAGGAUGGUGUGGUGAUCAUGUUCAUCCUCAACUUCGAGGUCAUGACAGAGGUUACACUUGAAGAUCACAAAGAGAGGCUCAACCACCGCCUGCCCACUUGGCUCGUCACCGGUCGUCCACGGGGCUUCAAGCUGCGUCUUCCACUGCUGCACUCCUUGUCUAAUAGUAAAGUGUCUCUGGACGACGCAGAGGCCGGUCACAUCCCCAUUGCUACACCUCUGCAUCCAGAGAACAGUCCCGAAGCCUUAGGCCUGGGAGAGUUCCUGCCUCUUCCUUCUGUACCAGCAGACCACCAGGAGCAUAUCAGUGGAAGCAGGUCGGCUCUUCAGAGUUGGCCCGAAGACCGCCGAGAGGACCAGCACACCUUACUGGGCUCUGACCCUCCUGUACCUCCACCCCAACCACCUCCCCCUCCUCACAGAAUACACCUAGUGGGUCCCCUCACCCAGUCGUCGCCCUGCGUAGCACCUCACCACCGCCUCAGCCUCAACCCAGACGGUUCGGGCUCCAACUGCACCUUGUCGCACAGCCGCUCGCGGGACAGCUUCCACAGCAUGCGUCGAGCCUCCUCCGUAGACGAGAUCGAGGCCAUGAGGCCCGACUGGGACCGGAAGAACCGGAGAGCAAGUAUCCGGCAGGGCAGCAGCAGCACAGGUGCAGUUAACAGUAAGUCCAACAUUUUAAACUCCACGUCGGACUCGGACCUCAUGCGGUACCGCACCAUAUCCAAGAUCCCACAGAUCACACUCAACUUUGUGGAUUUCAAACCUGACCCACUCAUUGCCCUGCCCACAGGGGAGAUGGACAUCAUAGCUCCCUGCAAACUCAUCGACAGAACGCACAAUGUCACGGAGAAAGUCACGCAGGUGCUGUCUCUGGGUGCAGAUGUGUUGCCAGAGUACAAGCUCCAGGCUCCUCGCAUCCACAAGUGGACGGUGUUGCACUACAGCCCCUUCAAGGCAGUAUGGGACUGGCUCAUCCUGCUGCUGGUCAUCUACACCGCCAUCCUGACGCCCUACUCAGCCGCGUUCCUCCUCAACGACCAGGAAGAGGUAGCCAUGCAGAGCUGUGGUUACUCCUGCUCCCCUCUCAAUGUGGUGGACCUCAUAGUGGAUAUCAUGUUCAUCAUUGACAUCCUCAUCAACUUCAGGACAACAUAUGUCAACACUAAUGAUGAGGUGGUGAGCCAUCCAGUGCGUAUCGCCGUCCACUACUUCAAAGGCUGGUUCCUCAUCGACAUGGUGGCUGCUAUCCCCUUUGACCUGCUCAUCUACCGCAAUGGAGAGGAGACCACCACUCUGAUUGGUCUGCUGAAAACAGCUCGUCUCCUGCGGUUGGUGAGAGUUGCCAGAAAGCUUGAUCGCUACUCGGAGUAUGGUGCAGCUGUCCUCUUCCUCCUCAUGUGCACCUUUGCCCUGAUCGCUCACUGGCUGGCCUGCAUCUGGUAUGCCAUUGGCAGCGUAGAGAGGAAUGGUUCCAUUGGUUGGCUGCACACGUUGGGGGACCAGUUGGGAAAACACUACAACGACUCCAUUCCAGGUUCAGGUCCCUCCAUCAAAGACAAGUAUGUCACCGCUCUGUACUUCACCUUCAGCAGUCUGACCAGUGUGGGCUUUGGCAACGUGUCACCAAACACCAACUCUGAGAAGAUCUUCUCCAUCUGUGUCAUGCUCAUAGGAUCCCUGAUGUACGCCAGCAUCUUUGGAAAUGUGUCAGCCAUCAUCCAGCGGCUGUACUCAGGGACGGCCCGUUACCACACCCAGAUGCUGAGAGUCCGAGAGUUCAUCCGCUUCCACCAGAUCCCCAACCCGCUCAGGCAGAGGCUGGAGGAGUACUUCCAGCACGCCUGGUCCUACACCAACGGCAUUGACAUGAACGCUGUGCUGAAAGGUUUCCCAGAGUGUCUCCAGGCAGAUAUCUGCCUCCAUCUGAACCGCACGUUGCUGCAGAACUGUAAGGCUUUCAAAGGCUCCACCAAAGGAUGCCUCAGGGCAUUGGCCAUGAAGUUCAAGACCACCCACGCGCCCCCGGGCGACACCCUGGUCCAUGCAGGGGACGUCCUCAACGCUCUCUACUUCAUUUCAAGAGGAUCCAUCGAGAUACUGAGAGGAGACGUGGUGGUGGCUAUCUUAGGGAAAAACGACAUCUUCGGCGAGCCCAUUAACCUAUACUCACGACCAGGUAAAUCCAAUGCUGAUGUGCGGGCUCUGACUUACUGUGACCUCCAUAAGAUCCUACGAGAAGAUGUUCUGGAGGUGCUCGACAUGUAUCCUGAGUUUGCAGACAACUUCUGGAACAACCUGGAAAUCACCUUCAACCUGAGAGAUACCAACAUGAUCCCAGGCUCUCCGAGCAGUGAUGACUCAAACUGCGGGGGAUUCAACAAAUUACGCAGACGCAAGUUAUCUUUCCGAAGACGAACAGAAAAAGAUGAUGCAGAUGCUGGAGAAAAAAAGUCCCACAAGUCUGUGCGGAGAAGACACAGAGAAGCAGCCAACAACCAAAAACAGGAAGAGGCACCGAAGCGUCAGUGGGAGGCUCAUCAGAGCUCCAUGUCUUCACACUCCAGUGGUGAUGAGGGGGAGGAGCCGGUUGUUGCCAGACUCGCCCCUCCACCCAUGCUGGAUACACCACACGCUCAGGCCCCGCCAAUGAACUUCAAUGAGAACACUGAGGGUGAUGGAGACCCCAAGACUGGGAACACCUGCAAUGCCCUGUCAGGUGCAUUCUCAGGUGUUUCCAACAUCUUUAGUUUCUGGGGGGAGAGCCGGGGGGCUGGUCAGUAUCAGGAGGUUCCCAGCUGCAGCCUGGUAUCGCCCCCGCCCCUCAACACACCACUGCACAGCCUGAGCCGACAGCAACGCAACCAGCUGGACACACGUCUGGACCUGCUGCAGAAACAGCUCAACAGGCUGGAGAGCCGCAUGUCGACGGACAUCGGAGCCAUCAUGCAGCUGCUGCAGAGACAGAUGGCCCUGGUUCCUCCUGCCUACAGCGCUGUCUCAUCACCACCUCAGGCCUCACCUUACCCUGGUCCUGGUCCAGGACCUGGCUCAGAAGAGAGACUGGUGCAGCCUGUCACACCUCUGGAGACAGACACGCUGGCCUCUUUAUCACAGAUCUUGGAUUCCCAAGACUUUGAAGAGUUCCCAACCAAGCCUAUCGACUCCCUGCAGCCCCAAGACUCUUCUCUGAUCAACACCAGCCAGGCCCAGCUCGCCCCCUCUGGACUGGACACCCUGGGCCAGAGUCUAGAGCUGGAGCUCGGACUGGGAACUGGAACUGGGGUUGUUUCAGGACCAGUGGUAGUAGGUACAGGUUUAGCAUUGGAUUUAGGGAGCAGGCCAGCAGUGGGGUCAAGCUUAGGAGCCGGGUUAGACUUCGGUUCAGGGGUGUGUGUGGGAGCUGGGGUCGGGCCAGCUACUGGAACAGGGGUAUCUCCUCUAGAUCCUGAAAACCAAAGGAGGCUGUCUCUACAAGAACCACAGACACCUCUGGACUCACGGACACCUCAGAGACACAGCUCUGACCCAGGGGGGAGCUAAGGAAGAGGGAAAGGGGGAGGGAAGUGGGAUGGAAGGAGUGAAACAGAGAGAGAGGAGAGUGUUUUAUUCUUCAGUCCCUCCUGUUCUCCUCAUGUCAAUUUGGAGAUUGACAGACACCUACUGUACCUACAACCCUUUAGGGAACCCUGCUGCUGUAUCCUUUCUGCUCAAAUUUCUGCUCUGACCUCUGAAGAAAGGACAACCAGCCCAGAGGGAGAGACGCCAGGUUAGGGAUCAAGGAAAAGGAUGAGUCCUCUCUCUGUCUCUCUCUUCCACAAACCUACCCCCUCCUCGUGAAACAUCUGGAGCUUUCUGAACUCCACAGCGGUACAACCUUUAACCAAAACCACAAACUGAGCAGAGAGGAGCUCUGCUUCUUAAUGAACACACUCCAGGUCCAACCCAGACUCACCAGGUCUGAACCUCUGAGCCAUGCGCUGAGGAUGACCGAUCUUCACACACACAUUAAUGACUGCUGAGCUGUAGAAGAAUCCCUUUACUGCUGUAUCCAGCUUUGGAUGACUGACAAGAACAAGAAAAGACAACAAUGGACAGAAUCAUGACGAAACAAGUAGCCAUUUACGUCUUGCACUGAAAAUACUAUUGAUACAAUUAUUCUAUUCUCUAUGUCCGUGGCGCUUCCGAAAAACUCACAAACUGGUUGGUAAACUGUAGUGUUAGCUGGCCUAACAGGAAACCUGCUGUCCCGUUCUGUUAUUGGUUCCUUUCCCCUGAUGUCCUGCCCUGAGAGGUGGAGCUUGCACUCCCCCCUUUCCCAAGAGCACACUGGAUUGGCUGGUUUGCACCUCAGGGGUGGGAACUGGAGGGUUAAAAGCCAUGAAUAUACUCGAUGAACAUAUCAGCUGCCCUAUCAUAAAUAUUGUACAGAUUUGCUAGUGAGUGAAGAACGGAUGGCAUGCUUAGGCAGUGUCACACACAGGUAAACUGGCAAACUUACAAGUUUACCACAAGAGCAGUGCACCCCAAAUAACUAAGCAUAAAUAUUCAAACUAGCAGGAGAACACAGCUAAGUAAGGAAGUCCAUGAGCUACGAGAUGUGACCUUAUAGAGAACCAGAGAAGUUGUGUUUGAAGUGAUGACGCCAGAAAGACUUUGAACCUUGCCUGCUUUGAAUUUUAAAACUCAAAGCACAUGUAAGUUUGAGAUUACAACAAGAAAAAAAAAAGUUGAGUGAUUCUAGUUGAGUUGAAUUUGCUACCUCAGAUUUCAUUAGUCCUUAUGUUGUUCACCUGGUCAAGCACCCAGAAUGCUUCUACCUUGUACAUACCGGUUUGUCAUGUGAUACAUAAAUACUCAAGUUUGCCAGUUUACAAUGACCAGCCGAAUGCACCAUUAUUCUAUGUAAGGUCCAAUAUGCAAACACUGUCAAGAAGAGUGUGUGCGCUUUCAAAUAAUCAUCAAGUGUGUGAUAAGUUCAGGUCCAAAGCUUUUUAUGUGUGUGUGUUUGUCCUCGUUUUCAUUUGUUUUGCCUUUCAGUCCGCAGAGCAUGGCAUUUAGUUAGUUUGCUCCCACACAUUGUCGAGGUCCACUGGAUUCUGAUGUUCAAGACAAAUUUCCUUUAUUCACCCUAAACAGAUUUUUACUGAUGUUUUAACAAGAAAAAAAAAGAUUUGAGUGUUUGAGUUUUUAGUCUAGACAGCACAAAUAAAACCCUUUACGAUGUAGGCUUUGAAAUACCCUUGAGGCCACUCCAGAGAAAAAAAAACUAUUUUAAUUCAAUGUGUUGAAAUGAAACUUCCCUGUACCAUUAUCUCUACAUGAAACAACCCCCUGGGAUUUAUUAUGAACUGAUGUAUAGAUUUUAAAUGGCAGUGAUGAAGGUGAACACAGUGUAGUCAUGCCACUGUAGUGAUGGUGUAAGGGUGGAGUCCAGAUAGCUCAGGGCAGAAAGAGAUGUAUGAAAUAAUAAGAGCAGGUGCAAUGAUCCCCCUUACAGUAAAUCUUUAUUGAAAUCCUUUUUGAGGUGUUUUUCUGCACUACUGUCAGAUUUUAGUCAGGAGUUGCCAGCAUACGGAUAAGGGAAAAUAAAAACUACAACAUAAAAGCGUCUUCCUUGAUACAAAGUUAAACGGACAGCCCCUUUUCUUGGACCCCACGCACUAAGACUCAUCCCAGAGGAGGGAAACCCUGUUGUAGUGCAAUAGUCCUUUAAACAGUUCCGACUUGUAGCAGCCUCUGUUCAUUUUUAGCACUUUAUUUCUUAAACAGUGCAGAUGUUUAUAAUGACUCAGGAAUGUGUCGUUGAUGUUAGAGGGUUCAUUUUCUUUGUCUCACAAUUCAAAAGCAACCAAUCGGAGUGAAGGAAGAAAAGGAGGAAACAUUGAAGGAACUUUAACAGAGUAACAUUAUUUACACUCUGUCCAGAUUCCCCUUUAACACAGACUUAUGAAGAUUGUAUUUUUCUGCUUGCUGGACUAAGCUACUGUAUUUAUUUAUUGCUGUAGAAUUAUAGUGUUUGUCUGUGGAUUUUAUUAUUUGUGUUGGGUUAAUGCUCCGCUCAUUGGGCGGAGCAAGUGAAGGCUUUGAGUGUUAACAUGUUUCUAAUGUCAAUGUGCUUUUUUUUUGUUCAUAACCCUGCUGCACACUCAUUCAACCCUUCUCAAUAUUUAUUCACUAUUUAAGGGUAGAGGUGCAAGAGGAGCUGCAAGAACUACACUCCCUAACUUUAAAAUGAGUAAUAAUUCAAACGUUUGAUUCUUAAAGUUGCUGAAAGCCACCAUAAAUACACAAAGUGUGUGUGGCCUAUGUCACCAGUUUUCUCCGUCAGGUUGGGUUACAAACUGAAGUAAGAAGUGUCUGCAGAUUUAGCUUUACUCUCACUAAUGUUCACUGGUGAGGUUUUAAACUCACAUGUAAUUCAGCUCUCUAAGUCAAAAUAUGAGAGUUGCUGAUGGUUGACUUCAUGAUUUGCAAAUGCAGCUGGAUUUUGUGUGAUUUUAAAGUUCAACCUAAUAUAUUGUACAGUGUUUUUUUGGGGGCGUGAUCAGGUUGAGUGUUUCAGGCAUUAGGGGGAAAACAUUGUGAAAAGGAAGUUAAUGAAAUGUAAAGUUCCACAUUCAGCAAUAGUACAAAACAUGAAAAAAUAAACCUUGAGGAUUAAGUCGAACAAUGCAAUAUUUAAAGUUUGACUUUACUCUGGACAGUUCACUGCAAAAAAAUAAAUCUUAGCGAGUUUAUUUCUCAAAUAUCUAGUCUAAAUAUGUCACUUUGUUUCAGUCGCAUUCACUUGACAAGUCAAAAAAUAAUGUUAUUUCUGGUUGUUUCAAACCAAAAAUCAAGCCUGAAUUGCUUCAAAGGAAGCAAAACUAUCUAGCUAAGUUUUUGUAAUAUGUAAUAGUAGUUUGGCCAUUACAAUCAAUUCUUAAACCCACAACUUAUUCUAAUAGAAUGACAGGGUCCUCAACAUUUAAAAGUUUUUCUUUGAAGAAGUGCUAUCAUGCUUUUUCAAUUUUAAAAUAAAUAUUAAGUUAAAAUGUUGGGUGUCAAUUCUUAAUAUGGACAAAGUUUCAAACUGCGAAGUAAACAUGUGCUGAAGUCCUUCCAAGAUGAGACUGCAGGCUGCUCUGAUCAGCUUGUUCAAAAAGUCACAGGAGAAUGAUGCAACCGGGCCACAAGGCUUGCUCAAUUCCUGACGUCAUCAGCUGGUGAAUCGCCCGAGAAGUUAAUCUUAAACUUACUAUACUGAAAAUUCCAGCCAUGCAACAGUGGAGGAGGCUUCCAGAGAGCUGUCCAUUUGUAGAACAGUGAGGGAAGGUAAUCAAAAUCUUCCUUUUCACAAUUAUAUUUUUCUAACGCCUGGUACUAAGCCUCGGCCUUUCCACAGGACUGCAACACUUGAAGUUAAUUGUUAAAUGUGUGGGUGAUUUGUUCACGUUAAAAACAGAUUCCUGCCACUCUAACAUGAAUGCUGAUUGAACACGUUACAGCUUGGUACAAAGACACUUGAAUCUCUUUGUGAGUGAAACAUCACAGCUGUGAAAAGCAAGACAAAGCUGACACUUUGUCACCAAAUCUACUGAGUUCUUCUCACUACUGAUCCUCGUCUGCUUGUUGUUGUGUUUUAUUUGGUUUGCUGACAUAGCCAUCAGCUAUUGGUAUAGUUUUCACCAGCAGUUCCUGCCUCUAGUCACAAUUAAUACAACCGAACCCAAUGAUGACCACAAACACCCUGUGAAUCUGGAGUUCAAUGAAGAUUUAUUUCUAUUAUUUUUUUCUACAGUGCAGUGCUGAGGUAUUUAUUCUCAUAAGUGGGCUCUCCUCGUCAUCUCACCCUCUGUAGCGAGAGUGUUGUUAGUGUUCAAUAACAGUCACCUAGUGGCCUGAACUGUAUCUUUACAUUCAGAACUAUGACCUCAAAACUAGAAUGUGCUCGUUGUCGACUCUUCUUAUUUGACCUUGUACGUGUCGGUAGAACUUAGUGGAAUAUUCCAUGCUAGAGAAUACAUUUAUGUAAUGCAUACUGCAUAUUAUUAUAACAGUAGAGGGUGCACUUUGAAAAAUAUCUUUGUGGGUGGGGAGUGGGGAAUUUAAGGUUAGAGUGUUUCCCCUUCUUUUCAUAUGAACACACAGAUACAGACAUAGACACUUUGCUUACAACCACACCUGCACACACAUACACACACCUACACACACCUUCCUUAAUGGCUCUUCCAUAAUGCUGAGCUUUUUUCAGCUCUGUACAACUUUCUAUGAGUUCUGACAGACUUGUGUCUUGUAUUUGUAGAUACUUUGAGCACUUGGGGAAGGGGUUUGGUAACACAACACUGGAUCUGCUCCGUCACUGGCCUGUACAUACCAACUUCUACUACUUGUAAAGGAAUCGAACUCUUUGGCACUCGUAUAGCCAGCACUAUGCAGAAACUGAAAAAUUUCUUUGGCAUGCUUUGAAAUGCAGAAAACUAUAGAGGAAAAUAUACUAAAUAAAUAAAGUCUGCUCUAAUUUCUUAUUGAAACAAUCACCUUAUGGAAAAAAAAUGGCUAAGAUGUCCACUGUGAAAUGGAUAUGAUGAUGAUGAUGAUGAUGAGAGUGAUUCAAUGUGAUUUGGAUGAUGAAGCUACGGACUUUUAAUAUUGUGCACAUUUUUACUUGCAUGCUGCACUGAAAAUCAUCCAGCAAUGAGAGGGUUUGACGUGCAAAGCAGCUGAUUUUUGCUGUAUGCUUGCAAACUGUGUGUAGAGUGAAACACUGAAUUCUUCCAGGUUACGGGAGAGUCAUAUUUAUAUAUACAUAUAUAUACAUUCUACUUCCAGGUCAUGGAAGAGAGAGGUACUGAAUAGCUGCAAACAUAGUGAUCCUAGAUGAUACAAUAUUUUAUUGUAUAUUUGUAUCUUUGGCUGCAAACCACUGUAACAUAGUAAUGCAUGUGUGGCAGUCCUGGGCACAAAUGUUUCCCAAAUAUCAACGAGCACUUGAUUUACCUUACGUGGGUUGUGUUUCUACCACUGCCUGGAAAAUUAAAUCAAGUGCACCUAAGAAAUUACAAAUCCUGCUUUUGCCCUGCUGCUAUUGGCAACAGUCUGAAAAAUGACUAUUUUCAACCCACCUGAGUGCAGUUUUUGGACAAACUCUUUCUUUUCAGUGAUGAAAAGUAGUGUGUUGUGAAUAAAAAACACUCAGAAGUGGUUUUGAUAAUGGCUUAUCUAUUUAAACUACGGCAGUCCCUGGAAUACUGAGUGAGCCAUAGAUUUAUAACACUGGGCUGGCCGAAGGAUUGCUUCUCAAGGUUCAUAAUACAUCAUUCAUAUCAAAUGUUGAAGAGAAUUGGAGGGUCAAUGGUAAAGCUCCAGGUUCUGAUUGUGUGAUAGCAUUAUCAAUGGUUGAACUUUAUAAAAUUUCAAAAUAUUUCUUUCAAUAAACCUCUUUGAAAGCUAAA